AGUUGUUAACAUAACGCCUCGUGGAUAUGUUUCGCGAUCUGAAGGAUUAGUGUUUCAACAUCCCGCCGGCCGCAGUGGCCGAGCAACUCUAGGCGCUACAUUCUGGAACCGCGCGAUCGCUACGGUCGCAGGUUCGAAUCCUGCCUCGGGCAUGGGUGUGUCUGAUGUCCUUAGGCGAGAUGAGCGGCCGCGCCGUGCUUCUGAUGGUGGCCGUGGCAGUGGGAGCGUGGCUGAGCGGCGCCGCCCCCUCCGCCUCCGGCGCCGCCGCCCCCGGGGGCGCGCGCCGCCUCGAGGAGCUGCUGCUGUCCGCCCCCUACGACGACCCCGCGCUCGUCGACGACCUGCUGGAGGCGGCCUCCAAGAGGCAGCUCGCCAGCGACGACUACGGCCACAUGCGCUUCGGCAAGCGGCAGCCCGCCGCCGCCCCCGCCGCAGCCGCCGCCGCCGCCCCCGUCCCCGUGGCCCCCCGCUUCGACGACUACGGACACUUCCGCUUCGGCAAGAGGAGGUCGCAGUGACGCGUCUAGCGCCGGCGCGUGGCAGCUGCCGCCAGCCCUGCUGUCGCUGCCUGCUGCUCGUCCCUUCGUGGCUCCACAUGUCUAAACAAUCCUCCGUUCCACGUUCUUCUCUCUUGGCGGCGGAACAUUCAGGCCCGAAUUCACAGAAAAGCUCCUCUAAGUUAACUUCCGUACAGUACUGAUAAUUCUUUCGUUGUCUGCCAUCAAAACCUUUGGACUAUGUUACCUAAGUUUGUUGUAAAUAAAUUACGUUUUUA
Molecule: messenger RNA, 775 nt
Organism: Schistocerca gregaria
Lineage: Eukaryota; Metazoa; Arthropoda; Insecta; Orthoptera; Acrididae
Exons: 2
Coding region: 165-518 (117 amino acids)
Source: RefSeq, a predicted model, not a curated record